Verticillium alfalfae VaMs.102 is the source of this 564-nucleotide messenger RNA. RefSeq lists its product as hypothetical. The transcript has 2 exons. The record is from RefSeq and is a predicted model, not a curated record. NCBI's taxonomy places the organism in Eukaryota, Fungi, Ascomycota, Sordariomycetes, Glomerellales, Plectosphaerellaceae. Bases 1 to 564 code for a protein of 187 amino acids.
AUGUCCUCACCCCACAGAAUCCAGAAGCCAAAAAGGAAUCCACCAGCCCGCGGCACCCGCUGCAAUGUCAAGUACACCAUUGAGCAGAAGGACUUUAUUGAUUACUGGCGCAUCGACCGCCACGACCGCGAGACGCCUUGGGACGACGUCAACCGCGAGUACAACGCGCAAUUCAAAGGCCCGCUACGUCGCAAUGGUGGGCUCCAGAGCGCAUACUACCGCGAGAACAAGAAGAUUCCCGUGACCGAUGCUCAAGGCCUUCUCGUUUUUGACGAAUUUGACGAGGUCAAGACGAUUGAGUUGCCCGUACGUGAUGCCAAGGCCCGUCUCAUCAAAAGCAUAGGUCUGCUCUCAACACAUCCGGAGCGGGCAAUUCACUACUCGUGGGUGAGCAAGGAACACAAGCGUAAAGUCUGGAGGAUCGGCCAUGAGAGACAAGCGCAGCUCGACGCCUCCAUGCAGAGGCAGCGGCGGCGCGCCGAGAUGGAGGCGCGCCUCGCCAGGGGCCAGGAGCAGCAUUCCGCGCCAGUCGCCGAUGAUUGUGCCGUUCGAAGUCGGCUCUGA